Molecule: messenger RNA, 1935 nt
Organism: Guyanagaster necrorhizus
Lineage: Eukaryota; Fungi; Basidiomycota; Agaricomycetes; Agaricales; Physalacriaceae
Exons: 14
Coding region: 400-1935 (511 amino acids)
Source: RefSeq, a predicted model, not a curated record
UACGAGAUACAUCGAUAGCUAAUACUUAGGGAAAACUACACACCGAAACUUGACAGCUGAUAGGCUGGCUGACGGAUACUGACCAAGCCGUUGUACUGCGUCUUAAUGAGCUUACCAUUCUGUUUUCCUCGAUUGGCCAUCUGGUGUUACAUCGGUAGCUCCGAUGGUCUAACAACAGAAUAACCAUAGAAACGCCGAUAACAAUCCUCUAAACAGCGACAUGCACGUGGGAAAAUUGGCCUGGACGCCGAGCCUGGAUGUUGACAGAUGUAAAGGGUCAGUAUUGGCCCUGACGGAUCUGGAUGAUUUUUGCGCGGAAAAUGACGACGUUAUUUAAAACCAACGUCGAACCGAAGGACGUCUUCAUUCACUUUCUUUCCAACCACAUUCUUUAACUUCAUGUCGUCCGAUUGUUCCGUCGAUGAUGCUGAGAAGGGCAUCGCGGAGGGGUGCUAUGCCAUCCCCAUUACUCUCCAGAGUUCACGACCCUCUAUAGUCAGUCAGGACUCCUGUAGUGGCAAGGGUGGUUUGCCACCUCCGUGUUUACCUCUACCCCCUCUGCCUCACGCCAAGUUUGAAACGAUCGCUCUUACACUUCCAUCGAAAGAAUUGUCGCAGAAUGAGCUGGCUCUCAUUCGCAGACCAACCAAAAAGCGGGUUAGCAGUUGGGUCAAGUUCAGAUUGUGGUACAAUACCUAUCGGCGCUUUUUCACCCUCGUUAUCUUGUUCAACUUUAUUUCGCUCAUUUGCGCCGCCACUCGUACUUGGGAAUAUCCUCGUAACUACACGGGCGCCUGGAUCCUUGGGAACCUCUUGUUUGCUGUUCUGGUACGGACAGAGCUGUUCACUAGAUUUUUAUAUCUUGUCUUGUGCAGCGCAUUUGCGAAGUGGCCACCGCUGUGGUUCCGCCUUGGUAUCUCCUCAGCGUUACAACAUGUCGGUGGGAUUCACUCUGGAUGCGCCAUUUCGGCGGUUAUGUGGUUGAUCUUCAAGUGCAGCCUGAUCUUUUAUGACCGCGUCAGUCUCAACGGCGCCAUUCUCGCAUUUGGUGUUUUGACAAACUUGGCGGUUGGUUUUGCCAUGUUGUCUGCUCUGCCUUGGCUGAGGAACUCUCAUCACAACGUUUUCGAGCGACACCAUAGGUUCAUGGGAUGGGCUGGCGUUGUUUUCACCUGGGUCUUCGUUUUCCUCGGCGAUGCUUAUGAUUCACAGACAAAGACGUUCUACGUAAGCAAGGUCGCGCACCAACAGGACUUCUGGUUCUUGUUGUUCAUGACCAUCCUGAUCAUUAUACCAUGGCUUACUGUCCGCAGAGUUCCAGUGGAGAUAACCAUCCCGUCACCGAAGGUUGCUAUAAUUAAACUUAAGCGAGGAAUGCGCCAAGGUUUGGUUUGCCGAAUUUCCGAAGGACCAUUGAUGGAAUACCACGCCUUUGGCACAAUCAGUACAGGUAUCGAAUCAGGAGAGCACUACUUGAUUUCCGGUGUGCAAGGAGAUUUCACGCGGCGACUUGUAGAGAAUCCACCCACACAUCUCUGGACAAGAGAACUCAAGUUCGCUGCUGUAGGAGCUACAUCGAGUCUUUACCGACGAGGUCUCCGUGUAUGUACCGGCACAGGCUUGGGAGCAUGUCUUUCUACAUGUAUUCAGAACCCCAACUGGUAUCUGUUGUGGAUGGGCUCUGACCAGGAGAAAACAUUCGGACCCGAAAUCUCAGGCCUGAUCAAAAAGCACUUGUAUCCCGACCGAGUGACGCUCUGGGACUCGAAGGCGCGCGGCACACGGGCGAAUACUGUGAAGAUUAUCAAGGACAUCUAUCACGCCUGGGGCGCGGAGGUGGUAAUAAUUACCACCAACGCGCAGGGAAAUAAAGAGAUGAUGGAAGGUCUGAAGGAAGCCGGGAUUCCAUGCUUUGGAACCCUCUGGGACUUUUAA